Molecule: messenger RNA, 600 nt
Organism: Microdochium trichocladiopsis
Lineage: Eukaryota; Fungi; Ascomycota; Sordariomycetes; Xylariales; Microdochiaceae
Exons: 1
Source: RefSeq, a predicted model, not a curated record
UGUCCCACGCGCUGCUGCAGAAGAGCAGGUGCUGCGUCCUUCUCGUCCUCGUCCUCGUCCUGCUCAACCCUUUGUGCCACUGGCCGUGCCCAGAAACAACUCUCACGCCUCUUCAAACAAGGCCCUUCUCGUUGUCAGGGACCGCCGUCCGUGCUUCUACAGCAGGCUCGUGCCCAUCCAGCCACUGCCAGUCCAGCAGUCCACGCCGAUAUGACUCCCCCGCUACAGGACCCGACAACAGGGCCGGCACCGUCCUCCAUGGUGACUGGUGGAGCUGGAUGCCAGGUCAACCACCCACCGUACCCGGCCGUGGCUGUUCAGCAGUGGUCGCCAACUCAGCAGCAAGCCACCACGGCCCUUGGCCCUCGCCCAAAAUGGUCGUCCGGGUGGUACCCCCGGCAAGGGUCGUCGCUCCACCCUCGUUGGGAUGUCCUGCCUGUCCACUGUAAACUUUGACAUCUGCGACCCAUUCAAGUGGUGCAGUCAAGCUGCGGAAGCUCGGAAACAAUGGCGAGCUUGCUUUGCCCGCGUCCAAGCAGAGACGUGCUGUGCUCGACAGCGGCGAUUGCCCGCCUCUAGUCUGUCUGACUGACUGUCUGU